Molecule: messenger RNA, 828 nt
Organism: Diachasma alloeum
Lineage: Eukaryota; Metazoa; Arthropoda; Insecta; Hymenoptera; Braconidae
Exons: 1
Coding region: 1-828 (275 amino acids)
Source: RefSeq, a predicted model, not a curated record
AUGACGAUCGAGCAGACAAUAAUGCGUGUCAUAAAAGUCUCAGGUGGGCUGACGACCGGUCGUGGGGUGAACAAAGAAGGCCUAUUAGCACGAUGGAUCCUCGGAAUGCCUAUCGCAUAUGAAGUGAUGGAUGCCUUAGAAAUAUUUUGUGGAGUGAGAGGGGCCACUUCUGAGCAACACACUGAUUGGAGACCAAGCAAUAUAUCACGAGAUAACGCCGAUUACCUGCGAUUCAUCGAAUGGGUCUCUGCCCAUGAUCACUUCACUGCAGCUGAUCCUGCGAAAAUCAUGUCAAUCGCUGAUGGAAUGUGUGGUGGAAAAGAAGUGAACUGUGAUCAAGCUAUCGAAAUAGGACUGAAUGCAAUGAAGACGAUGGUUGGAGUGAAUGCUGCUGAUUUGAAGCUGAAACGAACAAUACGAGUCAAAUCGCUGGCUACUACAAAACGUGGGGUGAUGCUGAAUGAUGAAAUUGUAGCUGUCAAUAUAACUCUGUUAUUCCAACGUAUCACAGCAGAUAUUAAGGGUGACCGGGAGUUAGCUGUUCAGUCGUUACAUCAUGAGCUAGCUCCAUUUCCUCUUGCUCUAUUUGAUGAUAAUGGUAUAAUGAGGAAAUCUAAGAAAUCCGAUCUCUACAAGGAAUUCAAGUCUGUCCCACUGAAUGCUAUUGACCUAACGGCAUGCAGAAUAGUCAUUGACGGUGGCUUCUUACUUCAUAAAGUUGGUUGGCCCCUGGGAACAUCCUAUGAAGGAAUCUUCAAAUUGUACGAGAAUUAUAUUCUAAGACACUACGGUGCUCAUGCUAUAGUCGUAUUCGAUGGCCAUAAAUAA